GUCAAACAGAACAAUUAGUGAAGAUAAAAUUACUUUCUGUCCAAAACGUAAACAAAUCACUAGUAAAUCUAAAUAAUCUCACAAAGUUUAAUUUAGAUGCAAACCCCAUGCACAGACAAACAACAGAAAAAUUAAGCCUUUAGCCAAACAAAAAAAACAACAGAAAAAUAUUGGGAAAUCGGCCAAAAAAACACUGAUCUUUAUAGGAAUUGCCAAAACAAACCUGUACUCGAGCCUGACCAAAAAAACACCAAACUUUUGUUGACUUUUUACAUUUAUUAAAACACAUACCAUUGACUUGCCAUAUUAACACACCGUUAACUGAGAGUUAAGACAGUGUUAACUCACCGUUAAUUACUACCGUUUAUUGAAACGACAUCGUUUCAAAAAUGUUGUUAGGUGGGUUUCGAACUCGUGCACUCGGGGUCAUUAUAGGGGCUUUUGCCACUAGGCUAGUGGACUUUUCAAUAUAAUACCAUACAUAUUUAUUUUUAUUGAUCUAACGAUGUGGUUUAGUUUAGUUUAAUUAAAAUUGUUGUUAGGUGGUUUCGAACUCGUGCACUCGUGGUCAUUAUAGGGGGCUUUUGUCACUGGGCUAGUGCACUUUUCGAAAGAGUACCAUAACUAUUUGGUUUUAUUGAUACAACCCGGAUGUUUGAUCUAAAUCAAUCUAUCUAUCGUAACCCUAAUUUCUCCAGUCACUUCUCCGAAAUCCUCCGGUGCGAUGGAGAAGGAGAUGGAGAUGGAGGACGACUUGGAGUUUGAAAUAGCUGAGGUUCUAUCCGGACUCAAGCAACAUUAUCCUCACCGCUCUAAGAUACAAGACGAUUUGGAGAAUCCCCAUAGAUCAUCGGAGGUUAAAGGUGCUAUUGAUUCUUCCCAAGGUUGUAAUGCGAGUAUCCAAGCUCAGCACUCAGCCAACACUAAUAAGUCCACCAACGGAACGUCGUCUCCAGUCCCUCAUAUUUGGAGGGAUGAGGAAUUUCGAUUGGGAGAUCGACGCAACCAAAAAGCUCGGCAAAGAAUGGUGGAGAUGGGAGAUCGACGAGAUUGUUGAAGAAGGGUGGAGACGGUGGUGAUGGGAGAUUUGACGAGAUCGUCGAAGAAGGGUGGAGACGGCGUCAUUUUUUUUGUUUCAUUUAACUCGUAUUCGAAGAGAAUAUAAACAACCAUGUUCGUAAAUCUAUUGCAAAGUCCACUAGCUCAGUGGCAAACACCCUUCCCAUUA
Molecule: messenger RNA, 1228 nt
Organism: Raphanus sativus (radish)
Lineage: Eukaryota; Viridiplantae; Streptophyta; Magnoliopsida; Brassicales; Brassicaceae
Exons: 2
Coding region: 725-1057 (110 amino acids)
Source: RefSeq, a predicted model, not a curated record